AUGCCUAUUAUGGGAAGUAUAUGCAAGACUGGACCAUCCCUAAGCAAGCCUCAUGGGUGGUUCAGAAGAUUAUCAAGGCAAGAACAUAUGUCUUUGGAAGCUGAUUUGAAUGUAGAGGAAGUACUGGGAUGGUCCUCUUUCUCUAUAAAGAAGAUGUAUGUACUAAAGAGAGACAACUUUCAAAAAGUCCAUUGGAAGAAGCUCACUUGCAACAAUGAUGGUUCUCCCAAAUGGAUUUUUGUGCUGAACCUGACUGCCCAGAACAGAUUGCUUACUAGGGAUAGAUUGGCUUCAUGGGGGAUCACUCAAGAUGUCAUAUGUCCUCUAUGCAAUGUGGAGAAUGAAUCUGCAAAUCACCUUUUCUUUGCUUGUACGUUUUCAGAAGGUAUUUGGGCCAAGAUAUUGGCUUGGCAAGGGAUUAGAAGGAAUGUGUUAGAAUGA
Molecule: messenger RNA, 441 nt
Organism: Lycium ferocissimum
Lineage: Eukaryota; Viridiplantae; Streptophyta; Magnoliopsida; Solanales; Solanaceae
Exons: 1
Coding region: 1-441 (146 amino acids)
Source: RefSeq, a predicted model, not a curated record